Molecule: messenger RNA, 3328 nt
Organism: Dama dama (fallow deer)
Lineage: Eukaryota; Metazoa; Chordata; Mammalia; Artiodactyla; Cervidae
Gene: ITGB3BP
Product: integrin subunit beta 3 binding protein
Exons: 8
Coding region: 122-613 (163 amino acids)
Biological process (GO): CENP-A containing chromatin assembly; regulation of DNA-templated transcription
Cellular component (GO): nucleoplasm
Source: RefSeq, a predicted model, not a curated record
UCGAGUGUCUGUUCGCCCGCGCUUUUCAGGCUUCAACGUGUCUCUCGGAAGGUUCUCUGUUUACGGAAGGAGUUGCUUAGUGAUUUUAUCCGGCGACGGAGGUGCGUUCCUGAAAGUCGAAAUGCCUGUUAGAAGAUCACUGAAAUUGGAUGGUCUGUUAAAAGCAAAUUCAUUUGAUUCUCCUAAAAUCACAAGGAAGAAAAGUGCUGCAGCUUAUUCUCCAACAACUGGAACCUGUCAAAUGAGCCCAAUUGCUUCUCCCAGAAGCUCAAAAGAACAAGAAAACAGAAAUGGACCAUCAAAUGGAAAGAGGGAAAACUUGAAUCACCUCAGUAUAAACAAAAGAAAGGAAUCUACUAUGCAAGACAAUGAAUUCAUGGUAUUGCUAACUAAAGUUGAGAAAUCGUCAGAAGAAUUCAUGGAAAUAAUGCAAAAUUUAAGUAGUAUACAGGCUUUGAAGGGCAGUAAAGAGCUUGAAAAUCUCAUUGGGAUCCCCCAUGCAUCAUGUGUCUUUAAAAGAGAAAUGCAGAAAACAAAAGAACUAAUGACUAACGUAAUAAAGCAAAAGCUAUUUAAAAAGAAGAAUUCAGGACUUCCCAACAAAGGCGUUUAGAAGAAACACACUCACUAUGAACGCCAACUUCUGUAUCUGCCUGAUCAUAUUUAAAGGAACAGAAGAAAUGUUUGUAAUUAAUCUGUGCAGUGAAUACCAGAUCAUAGCAUAGGCAGGUGCGUGUCUAGAUAAAAUUUCUUGAAGCUAAUUUAAACUUUCUACCCACACCAGUAGAUAAUCUCAACAUAAAUAAUACAUUUCUUCUUGACCCUUUAAAGUAAGCCAACAUAUAGAAGAGGAUCUUGACUUAUAUUCUGUAUCUGAUACACUUCUGUAUACUUUUAUCAUUUGUGGAUAGACUUAUAGCUUGUAUGAAAAUGGCACCUUUGGUAGAGCUGUAUCUUAAAACUCAGAUUAAAUCUAAUAGUGAGUGGAAGUAGGUCCUAAUUUUCCAAUUUAAAGCCCUAGAUUUGUACUAAUUAGAUUCUUUUAAAGGCUUUUAAAAUUGUAAGUUUACUUUAGCUUCUACUUCAUAGAUGAGUUUUUAUUCUAGUUAUGCCUGUGCUUGUAGAGAAAAAAAUAUUUUCAAAGUUUUAAAAUUCUUACAUCUUUUAUAAAAUGCUGGAAUGCAUUUUUCAGUGCAGAUAUUUAAAUGUGAGGUUGUUUUUAAACUGAACUACACAGAAUCUCCUGAAUAUAAAGAAAAGACCUCAUCUGGGACAGUAUGUGAUCCCCUCCACAUUUUGAAGCAUCAAAUUUUUAAUUUUCUACAGUGUUGUUUUGUAUCAUCUAUUUGUGCUGUCACAAAAUAAAGGGGAAGAGUGAAUCACAGAAAGUGUUAUAACUUGAUAGCACUUUUUUUUUUCAUACCUCUGCACCUUUCUUUGACCAUUUCCAUAGGGGGGAAAAUGCUGUUCCCUUGGUGUUCACCCUAAGUCUUGGCAAAAUAUGUAUAUUACCAUGUCAUUUAAUUCACUGUAUUAUGAAAAUAAAAAUACUAUGUGAAAAAUGUGAAACAAAAUUUAACAAGUUAAAGUUGAAACUAACUUUGCAUUUAGAGAAAUUUCAGAUUUGCCUCUUAAAAUGAAAAUGAAUUAUUUUUUAAAACUAUUAAUUGAAAUAACUAAAUAGUAACUCAAUUUAUAAAACUAAUUGCCUUCACUAAUGAUUUUAUUGGGGCAAUCUAAAUAAUAUUUUUAAGAUAAUCUGCUAAAUAUUAAGAAUACUUUGUGAUAUAGUCCUUAUAAUAGGAGAGUACCUAAAAUAUACCAAAAAGGUUAAUUUGUGUUCCAGCAUUGAAAACUAACCUCAGAAUGUAAACCAAAAAAUAUAUAGACACCUACAUUAGUCAGGAAAUGAAGGGUUAAGAAGUAAGCUUGGUUUCAUAUGUAAUUUAAGUUAUGUAGCUAUGUGCUUAAUGCUGUUAAAUCAGUUACUGUAUGUUUGACCUCUUGAUAGACCAAGCUUUUGCCUUUCAGAACAGCUGGGUUGGCUAAGAAUCAUUUCCCAGUUCUUUUCUUUGUAGAUCAGAUGACUCUCGCUUUAUCACCCUUGGAGGCCACAUGAAGGACAAAGCAGAAAGAUCCACACACAAAACUAAUGUUUAUAUGGAGGUGGUGUGGGGGGAGGAAGGCAAAAGGCGGGGGAUACACUUGGCCCUGAUCUUCCAAUGAACAUAACAGAAGGACCAAUUGAGACUUGAAACCAUUGUGUUACUCCAACCAUUAUUUAGUUACAUCCUAUCCAUCUCUUACUCUCUUUCUAUUGAACAGAGAGGCUCCUUUGGCUGCUUUGACUUUUGUAAAUGUUUCACUCACUUAGUUGUGGUUUAUCAUUUGGACAGAAUGCUACAUUGGGGAUUUUUCUCCCCUCCCUAAGGCUUCAAGGCAAAAUGACUUCUGUUGCCUCAUAUUUGAUACAUGAACAUACAGUGUAUUCUCUUCAUUUUAAGAAUCAAACCUAAGUUUAUGGCAACAGAGAAAACUCCAUUUUUCAGAAACAGCUUUUCCCUAUAAAAGAACUUGAAAAUAACUUUCCUAAGAUCAUUUUUUGACAGGUAUAUUAGUGAAUAAAGGGAGGCAUCUUUAAUAAUUUUUGUAUAAGCUAAAUGUCUUUAUAAUAAAAUAUCCCUGUUGUUAUUUUGGUUUUUAAUUGCUCAGAGUUCAAAGUGGACUCUUCUUAAAUUGGUUUCUAAUAGAUAUGAGAUACUUACAAUUCCUACAAGUCUCCAGUAAAGCUACAAUGUAGAUUCCACAUGACUGAAUACUCUAGAAAUGUAUUUUUAUUUAGAAUUUACCUAUAAGAUACCUUGAAUAUGAGUGUAUUCUACUUUACUUAUGUUUAUAUAUACUUUCAUUUUCAAAUAAUGUUUCUGUUUCAACUAUUUAGAAGUUAAAACUUCCUCAUCAUUGAUUUAAAUGAACAUCCUGUAUUAAAUGCAAGUAUUCUAUUACAAAAGAUAAGACUGCACCAGCCAGCCAAGAUGCUGACAUUUGGGCAUGGUGAUUAUAGAUGGUGACCAUGGACAGCGAUGUUCCUGCUGAUGCGGCAGCGACUCAAGGCUGCUUUUUCUGUGCUGACCUACCCUUUGAGUCUUUAUGCACAUUUGCUUUGAAAAAGAAAUACUUCUUGAUUUUUUGCUUUGUCUAAACCUACUUCCUUUACCGGACUUAAAAACAUAUACCUUGUUGCAUCAGCUGUCCAUGUCUAGAACCAAAUUCUCUUAUGUGUGUAUAUGUGUUUGACUUGCAUUGUAUUAAAAUAUACAACCACUUA